AUGACAGUAGCCUGUCUCCUGGGCCUGAUCAACAUCGGCUCCAGCGUCGCCCUCAACGACAUCGUCUCCAUGGCUGUCUCCGGUCUGUACCUCUCCUACCUCUCCGUCGCAACCCUCCUUUUCUACCGUCGCGUGCAGGGAGAUAUCCGCGACACCAUCGAACGUGAAGACAUGAUCGUGAAUACUCCCGGGGCGCCGCUGGUCUGGGGUCCAUUCCAUGUUCCAGGCAUCUUCGGUAUCGCGGUCAAUGCUUCCGCCAUCGUGUACAUCAUCAUCGUGGUCUUCUUUAGUUUCUGGCCCACCGAGGCGACUGUGAAAUAUGAUACGAUGAAUUAUAGUGUUGUGGGGACGUUUGGGACGGUGAUUAUUGCGCUGGUGUAUUAUGCUUUUAGGGCGAGGAAGAUCUACCAGGGGCCGGUUAUUGAAACGUUUUGA
Messenger RNA from Aspergillus tanneri, 435 nucleotides. RefSeq lists its product as uncharacterized. NCBI's taxonomy places the organism in Eukaryota, Fungi, Ascomycota, Eurotiomycetes, Eurotiales, Aspergillaceae. The coding region runs from base 1 to 435 and encodes 144 amino acids. The transcript has a single exon. Gene Ontology annotation, biological process: transmembrane transport. Gene Ontology annotation, molecular function: transmembrane transporter activity. Gene Ontology annotation, cellular component: membrane. The record is from RefSeq and is a predicted model, not a curated record.